This is a messenger RNA of Sinocyclocheilus rhinocerous, 1614 nucleotides long. RefSeq names its product glucoside xylosyltransferase 1b (gene gxylt1b). The record is from RefSeq and is a predicted model, not a curated record. Gene Ontology annotation, molecular function: UDP-xylosyltransferase activity. Lineage: Eukaryota; Metazoa; Chordata; Actinopteri; Cypriniformes; Cyprinidae. Bases 55 to 1278 code for a protein of 407 amino acids. The transcript has 7 exons. Gene Ontology annotation, biological process: protein O-linked glycosylation via N-acetylgalactosamine.
GAGUACACACACGGUGUACACUUUUCAAGUGAAACAGUGUCCGUGUCCUGUAGAAUGCGUGUAUAUCUUUCUACAUUUAGUUUGUGCAUAGCUAUCGCUCUUCUGUCUUUAGUAUUUUUGUUUAGUAAACAUGAUGCUGAAAGUUUUUCGGCCGGUUUUAAAGCGCCGCUGGAGCCGUCCGUCGUGAAGAACUUAAAUGGAGUAAAAGCAAAACAACGACCCACCGCGACCACGCCACACAGACUCGCAGAUGUUGCGCACAAGGUGAAUUCACCUGGACAGCGAGAGCCGUUGAUGCAGCUGGCUGUGGUGGCCUGUGGAGAGAGACACGGGGAAGCUGUCAACAUGCUCAAGACCGCAGCCAUGCUCAGCAGCCGAGCCUUGAGAUUUCACAUCUUUGCAGAGGAGCAGUUACACACCAACAUAAAAACAGUACUGGAUUCCUGGCCAGCUUUCAUCCGAGCGAAAUUCAGCUAUGUUGUUCACCCCAUUUCAUUCCCCCAUGAGAACCAUGAAGAGUGGAGUCAGCUUUUCAAGCCAUGUGCAUCACAGAGACUCUUCUUACCGAUGAUUCUGAAGGAGGUGGACUCCUUACUCUAUGUGGACACCGAUGUCCUCUUCCUGCAGCCUGUAGAGCUGAUCUGGGACAUGUUGACGCACUUUAACUCCACACAGUUAGUAGCCAUGGCUCCAGAACACGAGGAGCUGCGGAUUGCCUGGUAUAAGCGCUUCUCCCGGCAUCCGUAUUAUGGAAAAACUGGCAUCAACUCUGGCGUCAUGCUGAUGAAUUUGACUCGGAUGCGAAUGACACAAUUCAAGAAUGACAUGACUUCUAUUGGUCUGCACUGGGACGAGCUUCUGAUGCCUCUGUUACAGAAAUACAAGCUUAACAUAACCUGGGGUGAUCAAGAUCUGAUUAAUAUCAUCUUCCAUUACAAUCCAGAGAUGGUAUUUACCUUCCCUUGCCACUGGAACUACCGUCCUGACCACUGCAUCUACGGCAGCAACUGCAUCCCAGCAGAGAAAGAGGGUGUUUUCAUGCUACAUGGCAACAGAGGAGUGUUUCACAGCAACAAACAGCCUGCCUUCAAGGCCGUGUAUGACACUUUCAAACAUUACACAUUUGGAGAGGAUCUCAUACAAUCAUUCUUGUUACCCCUGGAGGAGGCGCUGAACGGAACCACACACACAUACUGUGGGAAAGUUAGUCAUUUAUUUGCCAGAGGACUUGGAAAGUCUGUAAGGAAGCUCCAGAGAAUGACUCCAGCAGGUGGCUGAGCUGGCUGUGAUGUUGUCGCUGAAUAAUGACAGAAAUGUAUUCUCUGAGACUGGAUAGGAACGUCACUGCUCUUCCAGUCGAAUCGGUGCAAUGUUAGUGCUGAACGUUCAGUUGGAACCCUCAGAGAUAUAGAAUGGGUUAAAUGAUGAAAUGUGAAUUUAAACUGAUACUUCUCAUUCUCAAGGAGCCAUUUUCAUUUCAUUUUUUUCCCUAGUUAAAGGGACAGUCCAAAAAAAAAAUUUCACCCAAAUGUCAUUCCAAAUCUGUAUGAACAAAUAAGUCAAACUGUUGUUACACGUACAUAGCUAUUGUAUGACUUAAGUUGACUUAAGACA